CUAACUCCAAAACCCGGACAUCCAAUAAAAACCAGGAACGGAUUUCAGCUGGUGGGCAUCAUUCUGCUGCACGUAGUUGCCGAUUGUCGUUGCGACGUGUAAGAUCGAGCUGACCGGGUGCACGUAAGGCUUCCCUGUCUCGCUCGUUGAGUCAUCAUAAACUGAAGUAAUAGGAUCCGUUUUACCUGCGUGUGAACAGGACACGAAGGAGAGGAACGAGAAGAGAAACGACGAAUCAUCAAACACACACUGUCCAAAACAUGGCUAAACAAAUCAUUAGUUCGACCAGCCGACUGAUAACGCAUCGCAGAUCGGUUCGGAUCGGUUGGGCGGCAGUUGUCGUGUGCUUUGCUCUCGUCGCUAAUCACUACCAGUCGCCGUUGCCGGUUGCUGCAGCAGCAGAAGCACCAUCAAGUACACCGCCCCACGUUACACGUUGGUUAAGCAAGCUCGCAAAGUACGUACACUUUCGGGCCGGGAAGGUUAGCUGCACCGGAACGAUGGACGGCCAGGGACCACCCUCGGAAGCUACGCUAGCUCAGUGGGAGAAGCAAUACUCACCGUCCGCCUGGAGCGUACGCUUUGCAACACCGGCCGAAGUGAUCAACUUUCACGUGAAGUUUGUCAAGGAGGAGAGCGACAGGAACAAGCAGCUUUUUGAUACGACGCUAGACGUGGCGUACGGUAGUGGCGAUCGGGAUAAGGUGGACAUUUACGGUGAAAAUCUGCCCGCCGAUGCGCCACUGUUCGUGUACAUCCAUGGUGGGUACUGGCAGAUGCUGGAGAAGGAAACGUCCGCCUAUGCGGUGAAACCACUGGUCGAGCGCGGUGUACGGGUGAUGAUCGUUGGGUACGAGCUAUGCCCGGAGGUGACACUGGAGGAGCUGGUGCGCCAGAUUAAGGUGGCGAGCGAGUUUGUGUUGAACUACGCCACCGAAAAUGGUGUCAAGCACGUCUCAAUUGCUGGACAUUCGGCCGGAGCGCAUCUGAUCGCUAGCAUGCUGGACCAGCUGUUUCAAAGUGCGGUCGGCGAAGAGCUGCUCCUGCUGAAGGAUGUGUAUCUCAUCUCGGGCGUGUACGAUGUGCAGGAACUGCGGUACACGAACAGCGUCAACAGGGACAAUCUGCUGGCGAUUAACGAUCAGAACGCGAAACGACUGUCGCCCUUGCUUGCCAGCUACGAUCAUCUGCGAUCGGUAAGCGAACAGGGCGCGCUAAAGUUUCACGUGUACGUUGCACAGCACGAUAGUGACGUGUUUCGUGAGAUGUCGUCGAAGAUGUACGACCGGUUGCGCUCGUUUGGGCUGAGCUGUGAUUUGCACGUGUUGCCAAAUCUGGAUCACUUCGAUAUAGUGGAACAGCUCGCCUCCUCUGAUUAUACCAUCACGAGCGCCAUUUUGGCGGGGGUUGCUAGGGAACAGAACACAGCUUAGGAGAAGAUUAGUGUCUCAUCGAAUCAAAGUAGCUGUUUUGCUGCUUACAAUAAAAGGGUUCAUCAUGAAUACUCACCGAG
Molecule: messenger RNA, 1513 nt
Organism: Anopheles stephensi (Asian malaria mosquito)
Lineage: Eukaryota; Metazoa; Arthropoda; Insecta; Diptera; Culicidae
Product: kynurenine formamidase
Exons: 3
Coding region: 261-1433 (390 amino acids)
Molecular function (GO): arylformamidase activity
Source: RefSeq, a predicted model, not a curated record